Molecule: messenger RNA, 3766 nt
Organism: Labrus mixtus (cuckoo wrasse)
Lineage: Eukaryota; Metazoa; Chordata; Actinopteri; Labriformes; Labridae
Product: protocadherin gamma-A12-like
Exons: 1
Coding region: 132-2513 (793 amino acids)
Biological process (GO): homophilic cell-cell adhesion
Cellular component (GO): plasma membrane
Molecular function (GO): calcium ion binding
Source: RefSeq, a predicted model, not a curated record
UUCGUUGUUCCCAGGAUGAAGAAGUAGUAACCGUGCAGUGCUGUCUACUUCUGUAAAGACUGAAUUGAACAAUAUUGAAUUUGUAAUUAGACGAGGGCCGUGUUUUGUGUGUAACAAACAUAUUUUCCGUGAUGGGGCUCAAGCUCAGCAGUGUCGUUUUCUUUCUUUUGUGGCAAACCGUGAAUGGAGACGUGAGCUAUUCCGUCCAAGAGGAAAUGAAGCGCGGAUCUCUUAUAGGAAAGAUCGCAAAAGAUCUCAGUCUGGACUCCAGAAGACUGUCUGCCAGAAACGCCCGCGUCGAUGGAUCAGGGAAGCGUAAACGUUUUUGCGAAAUCAAUCUCAGUACCGGAGAUUUGAUUGUUGCCGAACGGAUUGACCGGGAGGAGCUGUGUGGGGAGAAGCUGUCGUGUGUUGUAAAACGCGACCUUGUGCUGGAGAAUCCACUGGAGUUGCAUCCCUUCACUCUACACAUUCAAGAUAUCAACGAUAACUCCCCACAAUUCAACGAAGAAAUUAUCAAUAUUGAAAUUCGAGAGUCUGCAGACAGAGGAGCUCGUUUUGUGAUAGAGGAGGCGCACGAUGCGGAUGUAGGACAAAACUCAGUUCAGCAGUACAGCCUGAAAAAGAAUGACAAUUUCAUUUUGGCUGCUAAUGGAAACACAAUCGAGCUUGUUCUUGAUAAAGAGCUCGAUCGAGAGAAGCAAAAAGAGAUCAAUUUGCUCCUCACAGCUUUAGAUGGAGGCUCUCCUCAGAGAUCAGGUACAGUAGUCAUACACGUCACUGUCCUGGAUGCUAAUGAUAACGCCCCAGUGUUCAGUCAGGCCGUCUAUAAAGCCAGUCUGCCUGAAAACUCUCCUUUAGAUACUGUGGUGGUCACAGUGAGUGCUACUGAUGCAGACGAGGGAGUUAAUGGAGAUGUGACUUAUGAAUUUGGACAUGUUACUGAAGAUGUGAAGAAGAUUUUUAGUAUUGACCGUAAAACCGGAAUAAUCAAAUUGAAUGGUUUGAUCGACUAUGAAACUGUUUCGUCAUAUGAUUUGCGAAUUAGAGCUAGGGAUGGUUUGGGAUUAUCUUCAUACUCAAAGGUAAUCAUUGAUAUCACCGAUGUCAACGACAACAUCCCUGUAAUUUAUUUGAAAUCUCUGGCAAAUCCAAUACCUGAGAACGUGUCACCUGGUACAGAGGUGGGCAUCAUUAACGUGCAGGAUGCAGAUUCUGAUAAUAACCAACUGGUCCGCUGCUCCAUUCAGCAAAAUGUCCCUUUUAAGUUGGUUCCUUCUAUUAAAAACUAUUAUUCUGUGGUGAGCACAGGACAACUGGACCGCGAACUAGUGUCUGAUUACAACAUUACAAUCACUGCCACUGACGAGGGCUCUCCACCUCUGUCCUCCUCUAAAACUGUUCAGUUAUCUGUAGCAGACAUCAACGACAACCCACCUGUGUUUGAGGAACAGUCGUACAGCGCAUAUGUGAGUGAAAAUAACAAACCUGGCUCCACUUUAUGUUCCGUUAGUGCUCGAGACCCCGACUGGAGACAGAACGGUACGGUGGUUUAUUCUCUGUUAUCCGGUGAGGUGAACGGUGCCCCGGUGUCCUCCUAUGUGUCUGUGAACGGAGACACGGGGGUGAUCCACGCUGUGAGGUCGUUUGAUUAUGAACAGUUCAGGAACUUUAAGGUGCACGUGAUGGCCAGAGACAACGGUUCUCCUCCACUCAGCAGCAACGUGACCGUGAGUGUGUUCAUAUCGGAUGUGAAUGAUAACUCUCCUCAGAUACUGUACCCCGCCUCGGAGGGCAACUCCUUCAUGACCGAGCUGGUCCCCAAAGCUGCACACGGAGGCUCUCUGGUGUCCAAAGUGAUAGCGGUGGACGCGGACUCCGGACAGAACGCCUGGCUGUCCUAUCACAUAGUGAAAUCCACUGAUCCGGGACUUUUUACUAUUGGUAUCCACAGCGGAGAGAUCAGUACCCAGCGGGACAUUUCUGAGUCUGACAGCAUGAAACAGAACCUCAUUGUGUCAGUGAAAGAUAACGGACAGCCCUCUCUGUCUGCCACCUGUUCCAUGUAUUUACUGAUUUCUGAUAACUUGGCUGAGGUUCCAGAACUGAAGGACAUUUCUUAUGAUGAGAAGAACUCCAAACUGACCUCUUAUCUGAUCAUCGCGCUGGUGUGUGUGUCCACCUUUUUUCUGACCUUCAUCAUCAUCAUCAUGGGUGUGAGGUUUUGUCGCAGGAGAAAGCCCAGACUGUUGUUUGACGGAGCAGUCGCCAUCCCCAGCGCUUAUCUUCCUCCUAAUUACGCAGAUGUUGACGGCACAGGAACUUUACGCAGCGCUUACAAUUAUGACGCCUACCUGACAACAGGGUCUCGAACCAGUGACUUUAAGUUUGUGUCAUCUUACAAUGACAACACACUGCCUGCUGACCAGACUCUGAGGAAAAGUCCUACAGACUUUGCUGACGUUUUUGGAGAUGGUGAUGAUUCUCCUGAGGUAGGAACCUUUUUCAAAUGACAGUUUGCGUUGAAGGUGGUUUUGAAGCCCUCGCCGUUCUUUGUUUUGACUUUUUACUUUCUUUCUUUUUGUUUUGUUGUUUUGUGACUACAGUUCAUUUUGAUUUCAUAUGAAGGGAGGAAAAAUAACAAAAACAAGUUGAGGUGGUUCUUGAAGAAAGUAGAUUUCAGCUUUCUCUGACAUAAUUGUUGCUUAUCUGUUUUUACUUAAGACUUUUUGCCCAAACAGCAAAGCCUUCAUAAAUAUACAUUCUGAUUAAAUACAGCUCUAUUCAUACCACCACACUAUCUCUUCCCUCUCUCCCAUCUGUAAGCUACACACACAUGCACCCUCGCACACAAACACACACACACACACACACACACACACACACACACACACUUAAAGGGAUGGUCUCUUUCCAAACUUCUUUGAAAUAUUAUAGUGAUUUACUUGGCAUUUAAAGAUUACGUUUCACAGUAUUGCACUUUUUUGUACGUAUUACUCUAAUGGUACUUGAAUGUCUCUCAACUUUUGCGUUGCCAUUUCGAUGUUCAGUAACUUUCGCUGUCCGUGGUGCUGAACUCUGUUUGUUGCUGUGAUACAGUUCAGACCUAGUUUACCUCUCUGUUUUUGCUGCUGUUAUACCCUUUGCUAAAUUGCACUUCCUAAACACUUCUUCCCCAACUAAAGCUAAAGGAAACAUGAACGAUAGGUCUUGUGUGACGAACUUUGAAUUACCUUGUUGCUGAAAGGUGCUAUAUAAAUACACGUCCCUUGCCAUUCCGGUUUCUUUGUCCUUGGUCUUGAAUCUUUUGAAUUUGCUCAUGACUUUUUGAGAUGGUUAAAUUCUUUUUUUAAUCAACCCCUCCCCAUUUUCACAUCUAGUUUCAGUGAAUUUGUUAGUUUAUAGGUUUUGAUAAAACUGUCAAUUUUAAUUUGUCCUGUGUUUCCAAAAUAAAUGUCAGUACACUAGUCCGGUGUCGUUGGCAGUGUCUCUUUUGGAUUGAUACUUGUUAGAAUCUGAUCAGUUUUUAUUGUUAAUGAGAUGCUGACUAGAACAAUAUGAGAAUAUUAAACAUGGAGAUGUUGUGUUAAUUGUCUUGUGUCAGUGAUGCCCCGCUUGCUGAGAGAUCGGCCAUGUGUGUAUUUGUGAAAAAGCCUUUUGGUUAAGUAAGCCAUGCUGUUCACUCAAGUGAAAUUAGUAUAUUUGUUGAUGUGGUAUAAUUGAAUUUUGGAAAAAUUAGCGCAUUUUGUUUCAGGCAACCUUCAAA